AUGGAGGUUAACACAGCACCACCUGCCUACGCGCAGGAUAAGAUUGCCGAGCGGAAGGAUCUGCCUCAAUUUGAUGAGGAGGGUCUGAAGACUGGCGAGGUCCACGAUGCCUUUGGUAACGAGGAGUACGCUGAAAUCAAGUAUAAAACCUUGAAGUGGUGGCAAUGUGGCUUGCUCAUGAUCUGUGAAUCGGUCUCACUGGGUGUCCUGUCACUGCCCUCAGCUGUCGCUACUCUGGGUCUCGUGCCCGGUAUCAUCCUCAUUGUCGGCCUGGGUAUUCUUGCAACAUACACUGGCUACAACAUCGGUCUUUUCCGUGAACGCUACCCUCACAUCCAGAACCUGGGCGAUGCCGGUGAGAUCUUGCUGGGCAAGUUCGGCCGUGAGCUCUUCGGUAUUGGACAGUUCAUCUUCUGUAUCUUCGUUAUGGGCAGUCACAUCUUGACCUUCCGUGUCAUGAUGAACACCCUCACCAACCACGGUACCUGCUCCAUUGUGUUCAGUGUCGUUGGUAUGGUUAUCUCCCUCGUCUUGUCCAUUCCCCGUACCAUGAAGGGCAUGACUUGGAUCUCCUUUGCAUCAUUCGUCAGCAUUUUCGCCGCUGUCAUGAUCACCAUGAUUUCUGUGGGUGUGCAAGAGCAAGCCGACCAUGUCAUCCAGGCCACUGUCGAGAACAACUUGUACACUGCCUUCCAGGCUGUUUCAAACAUCGUCUUCGCUUACUGCGCCCACGUCGCUUUCUUCGGUCUGAUCGCCGAGAUGGAGACACCCCAAGAUUUCAAGAAGUCCCUUUUCAUGCUCCAGGGCUUCGAGAUUUCUCUCUACUUGACUGCCGCCGUCGUCAUCUACUACUACGUCGGAACUGAUGUGCGGUCCCCUGCCCUUACCUCCGCAGGACCCCUGAUGAGCAAAAUCGCCUACGGCAUUGCCAUCCCCACCAUUGUCGGCGCCGGUGUCGUCAACGGUCACAUCGGCUUGAAGUACAUCUACUUCCGCCUCGGCGCCAAGUCUGGUCUGAUGCACCAGAGCAACAAGCGCUCCAUCGGUCUCUGGAUUGGUCUUGGUGUUAUUUGCUGGGUCGUCGCCUGGGUCAUUUCCGAGGCCAUUCCCGUGUUCAGCAACCUGAACAGUUUGAUCAGUGCCCUUUUUGCCUCCUGGUUCAGCUACGGUCUCUCGGGUAUCUACUGGCUGCACCUCAACCACGGCCAAUGGUUCGCCUCUCCCCGCAAGAUCUUCCUCACUAUCAUCAACGUCUGCAUCGCUAUAUUUGGCUUGGUGCUUUGCGUUCUUGGACUUUAUGCCUCUGGCACAGCCAUCCACAAUGAUUCUGGCAGCAGCAGUUUCACCUGCGCCAGCAAUGAUGCCUAG
Molecule: messenger RNA, 1368 nt
Organism: Penicillium paradoxum
Lineage: Eukaryota; Fungi; Ascomycota; Eurotiomycetes; Eurotiales; Aspergillaceae
Exons: 2
Coding region: 1-1368 (455 amino acids)
Biological process (GO): amino acid transmembrane transport
Cellular component (GO): vacuolar membrane
Molecular function (GO): amino acid transmembrane transporter activity
Source: RefSeq, a predicted model, not a curated record